Molecule: messenger RNA, 2434 nt
Organism: Pelodiscus sinensis (Chinese soft-shelled turtle)
Lineage: Eukaryota; Metazoa; Chordata; Testudines; Trionychidae
Source: RefSeq, a predicted model, not a curated record
UGGAAUUUUCUCACUGAACCCUUAUUUUCACUUCUGGAACCCCGGGGUUCUGCAGAACACCAUUUGGGAAACAUUGUGCUAGUGGGAUUGUUGACAACAGAAUAAUUUUGGGAUUUAGGAAUCCUGGGUUCAGUUCUAGGUUCCAGAGGAGAAUAUAUUGAUUACAGGCCCUUCUGUCCCCAUGGGCUUCUAUUCUCCCCCAUUUUACAUACAUAUCCGCUUAUCUCCCUGUUCCCUUGUGCUUCCAGGGUGUGUCCUACCUUGGUUCCUCACAUACAAAGGAAUGAGUAAGGCUUCUUCUGCCACCACCUUGAUGCUAGCAGGAUAACAGCGAAAAGAGAAGUGUCUGCAUAUUCUGGACUGUGGUGGUCCAACUAAGGUGCCAGGUUGGGAAAAGUUCUGCUGGGCUCCAGCAGCCAUGGGUGGAGCAUGUAAUAUGGAGCAUGUAAUACUCGGUACAGGUGAAAUCUUUAGUGAAUUCAGCUGUCAGCUUCUAACAAACCUCUCCUGAGCAUGUGCAAACUGCAAUUAUUAUUGGCUUAUAACUUGCCAUAUGUAGGCAAAUAUUUACAGUUACAGCAAAGCACACAUCCCUGGCACCAAUUGAACUUCCUUGCAAAAUUGCAUAUCCCUUUGCAGAGUAUAGGGGAGGCGCUAGAGCGUCUUAAUUACGUGGUUGUAAAAAACUUGAACAUGGGCAAAACAAUGUAUUUUCCCCUAUCUCCUUAUCUAAAAUGGCUGAACUAUUUUAAUUGAAAUUUUUGAAAAAAAUCAAUCCAAGGGACAGUCGGCCAGCAUGGAAAAUUUCAGCUUCACAGGUUAAAGUUUGGCAACAUUAUAAGAAACAAAGUCGUCUUAUAGAAAGUAAUAAGCAGGGAUUGACAAACAGUGGCGAAAUCUACUGCCAGCCCCGCACCAUGCAUGUGCAAGACCCGCAUUGCACAUGCGCGUGCCACCAGUGAACGGCUGAAAUCUACUCUCCACAGAGAAAUUACGGCUUUGGAGCAGAAACUGCUGUCAUCUGAGGAGACAAUUCAGAAGCUGUUGAAUGUGAUCCAGAAGAAAGAUGACUUAAUUGUACAGCUGAAACACAGGAGUCAUCUUCUGACUAAGAUCUGCAGAAGCCGACCCAUCCUGGACAAUCUCCUGUCUUACAUGGCAGAAGGGGAAAAGUUAAGUACCUUUCCAGAGACACACAGUGAUUCUAGUUCUCCGAUUCAUGAUGAGUUCCAGGAGUCAAACUGCAUCACCAACCAGAUAUCAAAGAUCAAUGACUUCUCUCUCAGUGAAGAUGAUCUGGAAGAUCAGAAAUUGGAUAUAAGCCAGUUUGGGACAACUGUCUGAACUGAGUGUGGAACAUGACCUUUAUUACAAAUACUCCAGUACCGUUUUUCAAACAUCCUUUUGUUUUUUAACCUUGUCUUGAAAGAACCAGGUUCUCUUGCAAGUAAUCUCUUCUAUACCUCCUUCAUUGAGAUCUCAGGAACGUGGGCGCUAUGCAAUACUAGCUACCUGAGUGGAUACUAACCCUUAAUGGAAUGAGCACAUCUGGGUUUUCUGCUAUUCCUUUAUCAUGGCAAUCUUUUAAUUCUCCCAGCCUUCGGUAUUUGCUUUCCUCUCUAAUCCAAAACACUCCAUGUUCAAGGAUACCAAGUCAAACACUUUAUGCAUAGAUCUUAAAGCACUGUAGGCCAAAUGUCUCACCAUCAGCUUUCAGUUUCUGUUGACCUAAGCGCAGCUCCUCAUCCAGAGCUGUUAUAUAUCCAAGCCAUAGACGGUGAUUAAUUAAAACAGGAUGAUUAUAUAUGAAAUUCUAGGACACAUGAUGUCUGAGUCUAUAAACCUAUAAAAUAUUGUGCAACUUUUGGAAUGAAAAAUCUAAGUGCUCAAAAUUCUACAUGUUUCAGCAGAAGGACUUAUAAAUUAGAGAAAAGCUAUCUUUUCUGGGAAGUUUGGUUCCAUUGGUUUUAGGUAUAGGUUGAAUUCCCAACCUACUGUUUAGGUUCAUAGUUUUGGUUUUUUUAGAUUAGAUUUGCUAGUUAAGAUUAAUCAUAUCUCUUGGCUUUUGCUCCAGGGAGUUAGCACUGAAAGAAGGAAACUGGUGUUUGGGCUUGAGACAGGUUUACAAAUGCAACUGGAGGGAAUCCAUUUUCUGAAAUUACCUUCUUUCCAGAUUGAGUCUUGUCUGUUUUAAGAUCAGAGUGGAGGAAUGAAAGGGAAAAUAUCACAUUCAUUAGUAAGAGUUGUAAGUCACUAUAGUUGGCAGUGGGAUUUUAAUGACUAUUGAGUGUGAAAAUUAACUUUCUGUACAGAAGAAGGUUUGGUUUCUAAUUUAAUCACUCUGAAAUUCAUUUUUCUACCAAGUGUUUUAAAUGUAUUUUAAACUUUUAAAAAUUCUGCUUAUACUAUCAUCUUACAGCUUUAGGAUUGGCAC